UUGAGUGUGUCUGCUCUGACACACACACACACACAUACACUACUACACAAACACUCACACACUCAUAGCCUCUGAGGAUGGAUGUGAACCUGACGCUCGCCGGACUGCACGCUCAGCGCUCUCUCUUUGGAAACACCUCGCUGUUUGUGAACAGUAGCACAGAUUUGGAGGAUGAGGAGGAUCUGGAGGUGAACACAGACGUGUACUCUCGUGUGGUGGUGACCCUGAUCUACGGCUUUCUGUUUGUCGUGGGUUCUGUGGGAAACGCCAUCACGCUGUUUAUGCUGUUGAGUAGGAAGAGUCUGCAGAACCUGCAGAGCACGGUACACUAUCACCUGGCCAGCCUGGCCGUGUCCGACCUGCUCAUUCUGGUUCUGUCCAUGCCCAUCGAGCUCUACAACUUUAUCUGGUUCCACCACCCCUGGAUGUUUGGGGACGCCGUCUGUCGUGGGUACUACUUCCUAAGGGACAGCUGCUCGUACGCCACAGCGCUGAACAUCGCCAGUCUGAGCGUGGAGCGCUACAUGGCCAUCUGCCAUCCAUUCAAAGCCAAGAGCAUCAUGUCACGCAGCCGCACAAAGAAGCUCAUCAGCGGCAUGUGGCUCGCAUCAUUCGCGUUGGCCACGCCCAUGCUCUUCAUCAUGGGUCAGGUGACACGCAACGGUGAGAAGAUCUGCACCACCACCGUGAACCAGAGCACCUUGAAGGCCGUGCUGCAGGUCAACGCCUUCCUGUCCUUCCUGAUCCCUAUGGUAGCCAUUUCUGCUCUGAACGGAGUGAUAGCCAAUCAGCUGCUGUGGAUGUUUCGAGAGGCUGAGCAAGAGAACCGCGUGUGCAUUGUUGCAGGAAAUCCAACCGUCCUGAAUGUUACCGUGGAGCCAAACCGAGCACAGUCGCUUCGUCACGGAGUCCUCGUCCUGCGUGCCGUGGUCAUCGCCUUCGUUGUCUGCUGGCUGCCAUAUCACACCCGCCGACUCAUGUUUUGUUACAUCUCUGAUUGGUCAGACCAGCUGUAUGACUUCUAUCACUACUUCUACAUGGUGACAAACAUCCUGUUCUACGUCAGCUCAGCCAUCAAUCCCAUCCUCUACAACCUAGUGUCAGCAAACUACCGACAGAUCUUCUUCAGCAUGCUGCGACACGUCUGUCUGCCUUGCCGCCACUCAACAAGAAGCCACGCCCACCCGCUGACCCGCCACUCAAUCAGUAUCUCCAGCAACCACACACUAUCCACCAACAUCGUCAAGGAAACAGCAUACUGACACACUGCUGUGUGUUCAGAUGGACUGACCUAAGACACACUGAGACUUCACUCACACACACACACACACACACACACACACUCGCAGACACAGAAACAA
This is a messenger RNA of Labrus bergylta (ballan wrasse), 1361 nucleotides long. It is a transcript of the gene ntsr1, whose product is annotated as neurotensin receptor 1 (high affinity). Gene Ontology annotation, cellular component: plasma membrane. The record is from RefSeq and is a predicted model, not a curated record. Gene Ontology annotation, biological process: neuropeptide signaling pathway. Gene Ontology annotation, molecular function: G protein-coupled neurotensin receptor activity. NCBI's taxonomy places the organism in Eukaryota, Metazoa, Chordata, Actinopteri, Labriformes, Labridae.